GGCUAAAUCCCCACUAUCGUAAUGAUUGAUGAAAUGUCGCAUAAUACAAUAAAAUAAUACUUGUAUUUUUCCUUUAAUAUUGUUCUAACUCUUCCAUUUUAGCCUUUCCCAUGUCCCUAUAUAUAUGCGUCUUUAUUCAGCCACUUUGACAGCAUUCUCCAAGGAAUCUUUCCUCACAGAAUUUCAGACCAAACUUCAACAUGGGCAGUUUGGAAGUGGAAAGAAAUACAGUGGGCUGGGCUGCAAGAGACCCUUCAGGUGUUCUCUCGCCCUAUACAUACACUCUCAGAAACACAGGGCCUAAAGAUGUUUAUUUGAAGGUAAUGUGCUGUGGAAUUUGCCACACCGAUAUUCACCAGAUUAAGAAUGACCUCGGCAUGUCCAAUUACCCCAUGGUUCCCGGGCAUGAAGUGGUGGGUGAGGUGGUUGAGGUUGGAUCAGAUGUGACCAAAUUCAGGGCUGGUGAUGUGGUUGGAGUUGGCUGCAUCGUCGGGUGCUGUGGCAGCUGUCGCCCGUGCAAGGCAGACAUCGAGCAAUACUGCAACAAGAAGAUUUGGUCCUACAAUGACGUUUACACUGAUGGCAAGCCAACUCAAGGGGGUUUUGCUAGUGCUAUGGUUGUUGAUCAGAAAUUCGUGGUGAAAAUCCCGGAUGGAAUGGCACCGGAGCAGGCUGCACCACUGCUAUGUGCAGGGGUGACUGUGUACAGUCCCCUCAACCAUUUUGGGCUUAAACAGAGCGGCCUAAGAGGCGGUAUCUUGGGGCUUGGUGGGGUCGGGCAUAUGGGAGUGAAGAUCGCGAAGGCCAUGGGCCACCACGUUACGGUUAUCAGCUCCUCCGAUAGGAAGAGGGUGGAGGCAUUGGAUCACCUAGGCGCUGAUGACUACUUGGUGAGCUCGGAUGCUGCUCAGAUGCAAGAGGCUGCUGACUCACUAGACUACAUAAUCGACACGAUCCCUGCAAACCAUCCGCUGGAGCCUUACCUCUCUCUGUUGAAAAUCGAUGGCAAGCUGAUCUUGAUGGGAGUUAUCAAUACUCCUUUGCAAUUUGUCAGCCCAAUGGUCAUGCUUGGGAGGAAGAGUAUCACGGGAAGCUUCAUUGGGAGCAUGAAUGAGUUGGAGGAAAUGCUGGAGUUCUGCAGGGAUAAGAACCUUUCUUCCACCAUUGAGAUUGUGAAGAUGGAUUAUAUCAACACUGCCUUUGAGAGACUCGAAAAGAACGAUGUUCGAUACAGAUUUGUGGUGGAUGUUGCAGGAAGCAAACUUGACCAGUGAAGCCAAAUCACAUAUAUAUUCACAAAUACUUUGUUUCACAUGUUUUAAGAUAUUGGCUUAUACUUAUUUCUUGAUAAGGUUGUUGUUUUGUGUCAUCUUGGGAUUUAUUACACCUGCAUAUUUUGUGUGUAAGAAAAGAGUUGGUGUGAUUGUGAAAGAUGGCAACUGAUAAACAUUAUUCUCUAUGCAUAAAUAUUAUUGAGAAUAGUCUGUCA
Messenger RNA from Salvia miltiorrhiza (redroot sage), 1489 nucleotides. RefSeq names its product cinnamyl alcohol dehydrogenase 1. The coding region runs from base 201 to 1274 and encodes 357 amino acids. The transcript has 5 exons. Gene Ontology annotation, molecular function: zinc ion binding; cinnamyl-alcohol dehydrogenase activity. The record is from RefSeq and is a predicted model, not a curated record. Lineage: Eukaryota; Viridiplantae; Streptophyta; Magnoliopsida; Lamiales; Lamiaceae. Gene Ontology annotation, biological process: lignin biosynthetic process.